AUGCCUGGCUCGCUGCAGGCCUCUGUCGCUGCUGCUGAGCCAGGCAGCACCCUGACCCAGGAGGAGACCGAGUGGGACACUGAGGAGGACCUCUGCUGCCCUGACAACUCAUCCGGGCUUCCAGAGCCACCAGCCAUGCCAGACACAGAGGAGCUGCUGGGACUACCACUAGCUGUAUAUCCCGUUGAGAUUGAGGAUGACCCCGCAGGAUCCAAGGAGAGGGUAGGAGGAAGCCCAGGGACAGCCGACUAUAGUCUGGCUGUGCUGCUGCCUGUACCCAGCAUUGUGCCUCCCCUAAAAAUGAACGAUCAGGAAACAAUUGAUUUCGCAGCCUGUCCAUGUGUGUUUUAUGAAGUUGUUCAGAGCGCCCCUCGAGUGGAGGAAAACGUUCAAGUGGAUUCACACCUAUACAGUCACAGGUGGAAAAGGCACUCAGAGUCUCUCAAAUCAGUCGAUACUAACAGAGCCAGCAUGGGGCAGGAUUCCUCAGAGCCCGGGGGCUUCACAGACCUACUACUUGACGAGGGACAUGACAACACCACACAGAUUGAGGAGGAUACAGAUCAUAAUUAUUAUACUUCCAGGACAUACGGCCCAUUUGAUUCUAUCAGCCGGGAUUUGUGGGUGAACAUAGACCAAAUGGAAAAAGACAAAGUGAAGAUCCACGGGAUUCUGUCCAAUACCCAUCGGCAAGCAGCAAGAGUGAAUCUGUCCUUCGAUUUUCCAUUUUAUGGACAUUUCCUACGUGAAAUUACUGUGGCAACUGGGGGUUUCAUAUAUACUGGAGAAGUUGUGCAUCGAAUGCUAACAGCUACGCAAUACAUUGCACCCUUGAUGGCAAAUUUUGACCCCAGUGUGUCAAGGAAUUCAACAGUGAGAUACUUUGAUAAUGGCACAGCGCUUGUUGUCCAAUGGGAUCAUGUACAUCUGCAGGAUAAUUACAACCUAGGCAGUUUCACUUUUCAGGCUACCCUUCUCAAUGAUGGGCGUAUCAUUUUUGGAUAUAAAGAAAUUCCUGUCUCAGUGACACAGAUAAGUUCAACCAAUCACCCAGUGAAAGUGGGACUGUCGGAUGCAUUUGUGGUGGUGCAUAGGAUCCAGCAAAUUCCCAAUGUCCGUAGAAGAACAAUUUAUGAAUACCACAGGGUGGAGCUACAGAUGUCAAAGAUUACCAAUCUGUCAGCUGUUGAGAUGAUACCUCUACCUACCUGUCUCCAGUUUAACAGCUGUGGUCCCUGUGUCACUGCCCAGAUUGGCUUCAACUGCAGCUGGUGUAAUAAACUCCAAAGAUGCUCGAGUGGAUUUGAUCGCCACCGGCAAGAUUGGGUAGACAGUGGCUGCCCUGAAGAGUCGAAAGAUAAGGUCUGUGAGAAGAAUGUGGACACAACUGAGAAGCCCCCUCAUACCACCACUUCCCUCCAGCCAACUACCACGAGGUUCAGAGUUUUAACCACCACCAAAGGAGCCACUACAUCCCACCUGCCAACCAGCCUGCCCACAGAAGAUGAUACCAAGAUAGCACUGCACCUAAAAGAUAAUGGAGCCUCUACAGAUGAUAGUGCUGCAGAGAAGAAAGGUGGAACUCUCCAUGCUGGUUUAAUUGUUGGAAUUCUGAUAUUGGUCCUCAUUGUAGCAGCAGCCAUCCUUGUGACAGUCUAUAUGUACCAUCAUCCAACGUCAGCAGCUAGUCUCUUCUUUAUUGAGCGCCGCCCAAGCAGAUGGCCUGCAAUGAAAUUUCGAAGAGGCUCGGGACAUCCUGCGUAUGCUGAAGUGGAACCAGUUGGAGAAAAAGAAGGCUUCAUUGUAUCAGAGCAGUGCUAA
Messenger RNA from Emys orbicularis (European pond turtle), 1821 nucleotides. It is a transcript of the gene PLXDC2, whose product is annotated as plexin domain containing 2. The transcript has 15 exons. Bases 1 to 1821 code for a protein of 606 amino acids. NCBI's taxonomy places the organism in Eukaryota, Metazoa, Chordata, Testudines, Emydidae. The record is from RefSeq and is a predicted model, not a curated record.